Messenger RNA from Alexandromys fortis (reed vole), 1438 nucleotides. Its product is annotated as NKG2-A/NKG2-B type II integral membrane protein-like. Gene Ontology annotation, biological process: positive regulation of natural killer cell mediated cytotoxicity; stimulatory C-type lectin receptor signaling pathway. The record is from RefSeq and is a predicted model, not a curated record. Bases 634 to 1338 code for a protein of 234 amino acids. Lineage: Eukaryota; Metazoa; Chordata; Mammalia; Rodentia; Cricetidae. The transcript is spliced from 5 exons. Gene Ontology annotation, molecular function: transmembrane signaling receptor activity. Gene Ontology annotation, cellular component: plasma membrane; external side of plasma membrane.
CCUCCUGUCAGCCCCUCACCUCACUGCAUGCAGGAGGCCUGGCUUUCUGGCAGGAGAGAGCGCUUGACACUGGUCUCUUCACCAGCCCAGUCAGUUGACAGAACACUGCAAAUGUGACAUGUGGAGGAACCAAGCAGGAAUGUGGAUGCCUUUGAACAACUCGGAUAAUCCAAGCCUGUAAUUCCCCGGAGGACUACCUCAAAGUUCUUUCCUUGUUUUCUGUGGAGAGUCAGCCAACCGCUCGUAUUUGUACUUUCUUGUCGUUGUAAUUAAAUCUACAGCCACAGGAGACCUGAUGAUGGAGUAUGGAUUUUAAGUGUUGUAAUUUGUGCUCUGUGGAUCCUUGGAUAGCAACAUAUGGAUUUAUCCCAGAUGUCACAGAUUAUUGAAAGGACUCUCACUGAGUAGAAAGAACAGUCAUAGUAGAAAUUAAAGCUAAAAAAUAACUAGCCUUUCCUGAGAGCUCUGCAUGCCAGAGCACAUGAGUUCAUUGCUCAAGGGGAAAAACAGAUUACAAAUUAAAACCACAAAAUGGGCUCCAGUGUUCCAAACCCCACCCAUGGCUGCAUCAGAAUGUGUACCUUUCAGUGAACAGCUGCUUGGCACAGGCCCUGGCAUCAUUCAGCUGCCGAGAUGAGCAACGAAAGAGUCACCUAUGCAGAACUGAAUGUGUCGAAGCAUUCAAGGAACCAGAAAAGGCAACCAAGGGGCACCCGCAGCUCCAUCUCAGUAACUGAGCAGGAAAUCACCUAUGUGGAAUUGGGCUUUCAAAAUACUUCUCCAGAGCAUCCCUCAGUCUGCAGGGACUGCUGCUGCAAAGGUUUUCCAUCUCCUCCGGAAAAACCCAUCACUGUGAUCCUGGGCAUGGUCGGUUUUGCCUUAAUGGUCGCUGUGGUUUUAAUUAUUACAGUUGCCAAACCCUAUACUGAACCAAAGGAGCAGAUCCAAUCUUCCCUGAACAAAAGUCCAAAAGAUAAUAAUCAUUCUUCAGCACAGCCUUGUAGUUCUUGUCCAAAGGAGUGGAUGUCGUAUUCCCACAGUUGUUAUUACAUUAGUGGGGAGAAAAAAAAUUGGACUGACAGUUUGGUGUCCUGCAACGCCAAAAACUCUAGUCUGCUUUACAUAGAUAGUCGAGAGGAGCAGGUAAGAGUUGCCGUGUGUCAAUCAUUGCUUAACCUUUUUUCCUGUCGGUAUGAUGUGUGUGGAGUAGAUUCAAAUUCCUACACAUGUUUCAUGUAUUUACAACUCUUUAUACCAUUUCAUUGCUUUAUUUUAGAACAUUUUAUCUAUAUUUGUAUACUGAUAGUGAAUACUUAUUUCCAGAUAGUUCUUAUUUGAUGAAAACCAUUCUUGUAUAAGUGCAUUUACUCUGAAAUUAACUUUGCCAUUUAAUUUUACCAUACACAAAAGUACCUAUAUGUGUACGAGAGAUAAUAUU